Schistosoma spindalis is the source of this 1095-nucleotide messenger RNA. NCBI's taxonomy places the organism in Eukaryota, Metazoa, Platyhelminthes, Trematoda, Strigeidida, Schistosomatidae. The record is from the annotation of a GenBank genome assembly.
AUGAAGGCACUUAUUUUAGUUGGGGGUUAUGGCACUCGACUCCGGCCUUUAACAUUAACUUAUCCCAAACCGAUAGUGGAAUUCUGCAACAAACCCCUUUUACUACAUCAAAUUGAAGCCCUUGCCAAAGUUGGAGUAUCAGAGGUGAUAUUAGCUGUUAGCAAAUGUGCUGAUCGAAGUGAUAUCUUAGAAAAAGAGUUAAAAAAGUAUGAAAAGAAAAUUGGAACUAAAAUUACAUUCUCCUAUGAGACUGAAGCAAUGGGAACUGCUGGUCCAAUCGCCUUAGCUAAAGAUAUGCUCCUCGUGGACGAUAGUCCAUUUUUUGUGCUCAACAGUGAUAUCAUGUGUGAUUUCCCGUUCAAGACAGUCAUGGCAUUUCAUAAAAAUCAUGGAAAAUCGGGAACUAUUUUGGUGACACAAGUUGAAGAACCUUCAAAAUAUGGCGUUGUUGUUUACGAUCAAACAACUGGACGUGUGGAUCGUUUUGUUGAAAAACCAAUUGAAUUUGUUGGUAAUAAGAUAAAUGCCGGUAUAUACUUACUUAAUCCUAGUGUUAUUGAUAAGAUUCCUUUACGCCCAACUUCCAUUGAAAAAGAGAUAUUCCCAGAGAUGGCAAACGAGAAACAGCUUUAUUGCAUGACAUUACCAGGGUUCUGGAUGGAUGUUGGACAACCGAAUGAUUUUCUCAAAGGUACAAAUUUGUAUCUAAAUUACUUAAAACAAUCAGAUCAUUCGAAAGAAUUAGCAACUGGAUCUAAUAUUCAUGGGAAUGUUUUAAUCCAUCCAACUGCUUCAGUUUCACCUACUUGUGUUCUUGGACCGAGUGUUGUUAUUGGACCAGAGUGUAUAGUUGAAGAUGGAGUAAGAAUUCGUAAUUCCACCUUACUUCAAGGGAGUAUUAUUCGUUCGCAUUCUUGGCUAGAAACUUGUAUAAUUGGUUGGCGGUGUACUGUUGGGCAGUGGGUAAGAAUGGAAAAUGUCACCGUCUUAGGUGAAGAUGUCAUUGUAUCUGAUGAAUUAUUUGUAAAUGGUGCACGUGUAUUACCACACAAAAGCAUUGCCCAAUCAGUUGUUGAACCACAAAUUAUUAUGUAA